This is a messenger RNA of Poecilia latipinna (sailfin molly), 1650 nucleotides long. RefSeq names its product carbohydrate-responsive element-binding protein-like. The coding region runs from base 133 to 1134 and encodes 333 amino acids. Gene Ontology annotation, molecular function: RNA polymerase II cis-regulatory region sequence-specific DNA binding; DNA-binding transcription factor activity, RNA polymerase II-specific. The transcript is spliced from 7 exons. NCBI's taxonomy places the organism in Eukaryota, Metazoa, Chordata, Actinopteri, Cyprinodontiformes, Poeciliidae. The record is from RefSeq and is a predicted model, not a curated record. Gene Ontology annotation, cellular component: nucleus. Gene Ontology annotation, biological process: regulation of transcription by RNA polymerase II.
GCUCUGACACUGCCGUGCUCCCGCCCAGAGCGCAGAGGUGUGCGGUCGCUGCUGCUGGAAGGAGUCCACCCUGGUCAGGUAGAAUCAUCCAGCGCGGGUUGGAGGGGGAGAGAGGCAGAGCCGCUGCAUGCCAUGGCGAGAAACGGCAGCGUGUGUUCGGCCGCGCGGAGCCAGCUGCAGGACUCCUCUGAGUCGGACUCGGAACCGGAGGGGGGUCCUGCUCGUCCGACUGGAGUCGAACCCGCGCCCGGCUCUUUCGCCCGCACCCAGGUGAUCCACAGCGGACACUUCAUGGUGUCGUCGCCGCACAGCGACUCUGCGGCGCGCCGCAGGAAGAGCGGCGGCUCGCUGCGGUACGACUUCGACACGGUGAACAGGACGUGGUGCCAGACCUACCGGUACCACUCCGGGAGCCUGAGCAUCGACCCCACUCUCACCCGGCUGUUCGAGUGCAUGUCUCUGGCUUACAGUGGGAAAAUAGUCUCUCCCAAAUGGAAGUCGUUCAAGGGCCUGCGCUUGCUUUGGAGGGAUAAGAUCCGUCUGAACAACGCAAUAUGGAGAGCAUGGUUCAUUCAGUAUGUGGAGAAGAGGAAGAACCCGGUGUGCGGGUUCGUCACGCCGCUGGAAGGCUCAGAGGCAGAAGCUCACCGAAAGCCUGAGGCAAUCAUUUUGGAGGGCAGCUACUGGAAGAGGAGGAUUGAAGUGGUGAUUAAGGAGUACCACAAGUGGAGGAUUUAUUACAAGAAAAGGCUUCAGAAGAAAAAGGAUGACAUCCUGUCGAUGCUGCAGGAGGGGCAGACCUGCCAGGCCAAGCUGGACAGAUGGUCCAGUCACUCCUACCAGCAACCUGAAGUCGCCCCUGUAGAGGCCCACAUGUUUGACCUGGACUGCCUUCUGUCCGACAUCUCCGACACGCUUUUCACCAUGACCCAGAAACCCUGUCCCUGGACCAGCGACAGACACAACACAUACACAAGCAAUGCUGACAUGAUCCAGCCGGGCCUGACGCCACUGCAGCCCAGUAUGGAUGACUUCAUGGACAUCCCAGGUACUCCCUUCUUAUUCCUCUGUUUAUGCGGCGAUUUAUUUGUUUGCCAGCAAAUCUCCGUGCAACCGCAACAUGUGAUGUCUUAGUGUUUAAUAUUACCUGUUGUUGUUUUUCUUGAAGCUGGUUAGGUAAGGGUCUUAUCAGUUUGACAAAUCUAGACCGUAGGUGUCCAAAGUGCAGGUCCACAGGCCAUUUUCAGCACCUGGGGGGAUUUUGUGUGGCCUCCCACUGCAGUUCAAGAACGGUACAAAUCUGGAUGGUGGCCACAGAGCUUUUUUUAAAAAUAAUUUUUACAUUUUUAAAGACAUUUCCCUGACAAAAUAAAACCAUUUUUAAAACCGAAAAUGUUUCAGCAUGAAGUGUUGCUCCUUAUUUUAUCACACCUUCUGAUGCCAUCAUAGUUUUGUAGUAAGCUGGACCACAAGCGUCCAGUGAAUUUUACUCAAAAUCAGACUUGGUCAGCCGUUUGUUAAACCUACGUAAAUACUUUCAAAGACAGAGUGACCCAAAUCCGGUUGCUAUUUCUGACGAUAGCCUAAAAAUAGAAAGCAAUCAAUACGGCUAACAAAUGAAGGCGCUUUUCAUGUUGUGGAUCCAGAAUG